Mesorhabditis belari is the source of this 1143-nucleotide messenger RNA. The record is from the annotation of a GenBank genome assembly. Lineage: Eukaryota; Metazoa; Nematoda; Chromadorea; Rhabditida; Rhabditidae.
AUGACGACAAAGGACCCAGUAGCAAAUAUCAACAUCGGAGACAAAGUGACCGGAAGUUUCAUUGUGCGCAAGAAGUUAGGCGAAGGGAGCUGUGGUUCGGUAUGGUUGGUGGAAACGAUACAGGGAAAUCCGAGUCGUUACGCAAUGAAAGUUGAGCCUCAUCAGAAAUCGAAAGACGAGGAAAUUCUGAGGAUGGAGAUGUACGUGCUAAAGAAGAUGCAAUUCAGCAAGCACAUUUCGAAAUUCAUCGCAUCGGGAACCCAAGGAAAUUACAGUUACAUGAUCAUGUCGCUGUUGGGUAAAGAUCUUGUGGACAAUCGUCGCAAAUGUCCCGGAAGAAAGGUAUCACAUGGCACGACUCUUCGUCUUUCACUCCAAGGAGUUCAGGCACUUGAAGACUUACAUAAAACCGGCUUUGUUCAUCGUGAUGUAAAACCGUGCAAUUUUGCGAUUGGCAUAAAGAAUAAGAAAAUCCUUGUUCUGUUUGAUUUCGGAUUAUGUCGCCAAAUUAUGUUGCCUGACAAAGUUGGUCGUUUGAGGCUUCGCGAGCCAAGGGCCAGGGUAUCUUUUCGUGGCACCGUUCGUUACUGCUCGGUGAAUGUGCAUGCGGGAAAAGAACAGGGACGUCACGAUGAUCUUUAUGGACUCCUCUACACAAUGAUCGAAACAACGACUGGAACACUUCCAUGGAAAGGAUUGGCACGAGUUGAUUCUGCAAAAUGUAAGCAAAGAACUUCCGACGCUGUUUUGAUGAAGGACUGCCCAAGCUCAUUUGCUGAAUGGAUUUCAAUGUUGAAGAAACUCAACUAUACUGACACUCCUCCAUACGAAAAGAUUCGGACUGCUCUUGCCAAAAACAUCAAGGAUCUAAACGUGAAAAUGACUGAUGACUACGAUUGGGACAAAAUCAGCAAAAACGAGAAAAAGCAAAGCAAGGAUAAGCUGGACUUGUCUAUCAAGGAUGCUGCUGAAAAAGAUAGGGGAGGAGACAACGAUACGAACAGAGAUGUUGACGAGUCAGUGUUCACUGAGACCAGCGUGAAUAACUAUGAGGAGGGUUGCGCAGAAGAAGACACACUUGAUCAAGCACCAGAUCGCAUGAAGACCGAGGAGGCGGCGGACAACAUGAAGAGUGCCGAUCGU